Paramormyrops kingsleyae is the source of this 1084-nucleotide messenger RNA. Its product is annotated as FAM3 metabolism regulating signaling molecule D. NCBI's taxonomy places the organism in Eukaryota, Metazoa, Chordata, Actinopteri, Osteoglossiformes, Mormyridae. The record is from RefSeq and is a predicted model, not a curated record.
ACAGGUCAAACGCGUUUUUCUUCAGAAGCCAGGAUGCAUGUGGGCCCUUACAGUGUGACAUGCAUAUUUCUCUGUGAGUUAGUCACAGACUAUACCUUCAGUCUAUGCAGAUAGCCAGACACACCUUUCCCUGGAAGACUGACAGAAUCAGGUCAUAGAGAGCUAUCGAGGAUGAGGUGCAGAUAUCCUCUCCGUUGUGGACUUUGUCUGAUCGUUGUACUCCUCAUGUGGUAUGCUGUGUCCAACAACUUACUUAUAAAACCUGAAGUCACAUCGCAAGAUAAAGUGACCUCACAAGCUUCAUCUCACAACCCUAAGUGUCCGCCACAAGACACAUGCAGCGCCAACCAGUUCGCGUUUUACCUCAAGACCGGAGCCGCCAACGCCAUUGGGCCCAAAAUCUGUUUUGAUGGAAAGGUGGUCAUGAGUGGUGUUCACAACAAUAUUGGACAUGGACUGAACAUUGCAGUUAUAGAUGCUGAAAGUGGGAAGAUUGAGAAGACCAAUUUUUUCAACAUGUACUCUGGACAAUCAGAGGAUCUAUUGCAGUUUCUUGUAGAAAUAAAACCUGGGAUGAUUGUCCUGGUUGCCUCUUUUGAUGACUCAGCAACAAAAAUGACAGACAAUAUCCGGGAGAUUUUUGCCAAGAUGGGCAGCACGCUCAUCAAAUCCCUGUCUUUCAGGGAUACUUGGGUUUUUGCAGGAGCCACUGGAAUAGAGCACACAAGCACAUUUGAGAAGAUGGUGAAAAAUGACAAAGCAACUAACACUUAUGAUGGCUGGCCUGAAAUAGCAGAUUUGGGAGGGUGUUUUCCAAGAAAACUUUAUUAGUCGUUUGAGUUUUCAGCACAAAAUCUUGCCUCCAUCACUGGCAUUUUUGCAAUAUUACUGAUAUGGCAUUUGGGCAACACUGGUAAUCGCUGUACAAUCUCAGAUUCAUGAAAAUAAGCAUUAUAAUGUUUUCAUAUUGUUCAAUGUUACAAUGUUUGUUUUUUUAAAAAUACAAUAUUAUGUUUACAUUAAGUAUUCCGUUAGCUGUUUUGUUAUGUAAAGGAGUGCAAAAAUAUAAUUAUGUCCUGUUUCA